AUGGAGAACGCGCACAGCUCGCCGGCGGCCGCGGUGCUGCAGCGCUUCGGGGUGCAGGCGAGCUGCGGGCUGAGCCCCGAGCAGGUCCGCCGGAGCCGGGACAAGUACGGACCCAAUGAACUCCCUGCUGAAGAAGGAAAGUCCCUCUGGGAGCUGGUGCUGGAGCAGUUUGAAGAUCUCCUGGUGCGCAUUCUUCUCUUGGCUGCUGUUGUGUCAUUUAUCCUGGCCUGGUUUGAAGAAGGUGAAGAGAUCACUACUGCAUUUGUAGAGCCAGUUGUCAUCAUGCUGAUUCUCCUAGCCAAUGCUGUUGUGGGGGUGUGGCAGGAGAGAAAUGCGGAGAGUGCUAUCGAAGCCUUAAAGGAAUACGAGCCAGAAAUGGGAAAAGUGAUCCGUGCCGACAGGAACGGAGUCCAGAGGAUCCGGGCUCGAGAUAUUGUUCCUGGAGAUAUUGUGGAAGUGGCAGUUGGUGACAAGGUGCCAGCCGAUAUCCGGAUCAUCGAGAUCAGAUCCACGACGUUACGGGUUGAUCAGUCGAUUCUCACAGGUGAAUCUGUGUCUGUGAUUAAACACACUGACCCGAUCCCUGACCCCAGGGCUGUCAAUCAGGACAAGAAGAACAUGCUUUUCUCUGGUACCAAUAUUGCGGCUGGUAAGGCUGUUGGCGUCGUCAUUGCUACCGGGGUAUACACAGAAAUUGGGAAGAUCAGGAAUCAGAUGGUUGCAACUGAGCCAGAGAAGACCCCAUUGCAACAAAAGCUGGAUGAGUUCAGCCAGCAACUCUCCAAGGUCAUUUCUGUGGUCUGCAUAGCUGUCUGGGUCAUCAAUAUCAGCCACUUCAGUGACCCGGUCCACGGUGGCUCUUGGUUUCGUGGGGCUAUCUACUAUUUCAAGAUUGCGGUGGCCUUGGCAGUAGCUGCCAUCCCUGAGGGUCUCCCUGCUGUCAUCACCACUUGUCUGGCGUUGGGCACGCGCCGUAUGGCCAAGAAGAAUGCUAUUGUGAGGAGCCUUCCUUCAGUGGAAACGCUGGGCUGCACCUCUGUCAUCUGCUCUGACAAGACCGGCACCCUCACCACCAACCAGAUGUCUGUCUGCAGGAUGUUUGUUAUUGAGAAGAUUGAGGGGAUCCACUGCAGCCUACAUGAGUUCAGUAUCACAGGAUCCACCUAUACCCCGGAGGGAGAGAUCCUGAAGGAUGACAAGCCUGUUCAGUGUGGACAGUAUGAUGGCCUGGUGGAACUAGCCACUAUCUGUGCUCUCUGCAAUGACUCCUCUCUGGAUUAUAACGAGUCAAAAAAAGCCUAUGAGAAGGUGGGAGAAGCAACCGAAACAGCCCUGACCUGCCUGGUAGAAAAGAUGAAUGUCUUCAACACUGAUACAGGCAACCUCUCGAAGGUGGAGAGAGCCAAUGCCUGCAACUCGGUAAUCAAGCAGCUGAUGAAGAAAGAAUGCACCCUGGAGUUCUCCCGUGACCGCAAGUCGAUGUCUGUCUACUGCACUCCUGUCGGUUCCAGCCACAACUCUGCUGGCAGCAAGAUGUUUGUCAAGGGCGCCCCUGAAAGUGUGAUCGAACGCUGCAACUACGUCCGUAUUGGCACUAACCGGGUCCCCCUCACGCUCUCCACUAAGGAGAAGAUCUUGUCCAAGAUCCGGGAAUGGGGGACUGGCAUUGACACCCUGCGCUGCCUCGCUCUGGCCACCCGGGACACCCCCUGCAAGAAAGAGGACAUGCAGCUGGAAGACGCGACCAAGUUCAUUAACUAUGAGACUAACCUAACCUUCGUGGGCUGCGUGGGGAUGCUGGACCCUCCCCGGAAGGAGGUGAUGUCGUCCAUUAAGAUGUGCAAGAAAGCCGGCAUCCGGGUCAUCAUGAUCACUGGGGACAACAAAGGCACAGCCGUGGCCAUCUGCCGGAGGAUUGGGAUCUUCUCAGAGAAGGAGGAUGUGACGGACAAGGCCUACACCGGCAGGGAGUUUGAUGAUCUCCCCCUGGAGACACAGCGGGAGGCCUGCCGUUCGGCCCGUUGCUUCGCCCGAGUCGAACCUGCUCACAAGUCCAAGAUAGUCGAAUACCUACAGUCUUUCCAUGAGAUUACAGCUAUGACGGGAGAUGGAGUGAAUGAUGCCCCUGCCCUGAAAAAGGCUGAGAUUGGCAUUGCCAUGGGCUCUGGCACAGCUGUAGCCAAAUCUGCAGCUGAGAUGGUGCUAUCUGAUGACAACUUCUCCACCAUCGUGUCUGCUGUUGAAGAGGGCAGAGCCAUCUACAACAACAUGAAGCAGUUCAUCCGCUACCUCAUCUCUUCUAAUGUUGGAGAGGUCGUCUGUAUUUUCCUGACUGCAAUCCUGGGCUUGCCUGAAGCUCUGAUCCCAGUCCAGCUGCUCUGGGUGAACCUAGUGACAGACGGGCUACCCGCCACUGCUCUUGGAUUCAACCCCCCUGACCUAGACAUCAUGGACAAACUUCCCCGCAACCCAAGAGAGCCCCUCAUCAGUGGCUGGCUUUUCUUCCGCUACCUUGCCAUUGGAGUGUACGUUGGAUUGGCAACGGUGGGGGCAGCUACCUGGUGGUUCUUGUACGAUGUUGAAGGGCCGCAAGUUACCUUCUACCAGUUGAGGAACUUCAUGAGAUGCACAGAGGACAACCCCAUCUUUGAAGGCAUUGACUGUGAAAUCUUCGAGUCUCGUUACCCAACCACUAUGGCUCUGUCGGUGCUAGUGACGAUUGAGAUGUGCAAUGCUCUCAACAGUGUGUCUGAAAACCAGUCACUGCUGAGGAUGCCACCAUGGCUCAACAUCUGGCUGCUGGGGACAAUUGUCAUGUCGAUGGCGCUGCACUUCGUGAUUCUCCACGUGAAGCCUAUGCCUCUGAUCUUCCAGGUGACCCCCCUGAGCUGGCCGCAAUGGGUGGUCGUGUUGAAAAUUUCCCUGCCUGUUAUCCUGCUCGAUGAAGGACUCAAGUACCUUUCACGCAACCACCUAGAGGGAAUUCUCAGGACAGUCAGAGACACGUGGAGUGGGGAGCACCAGCUGAAAACCUGCAGGAGUCCAGAUCAAACAGGGUUGGCUCUGUUGAGAAGAGGGCAAGAAAUGAAUGACAUAAAGGAAACUCACUUUCUAAAUAAAGAAACCCUAAGCUGUAACUCGGACUGAAGUCUUGCAUGUUUGACCAUCACUAGAAGCCAGCAGGACAUGCAUGUGUCCGACUAUCAGACUAAUGCGGGUGAAUCGUCGAAAAGAAAAAUACUGAUUUUGUUUUUGUUUCGUAGCUUUUUUUCCCUGUACAUAAUGGUGCAAUUACUGGACAGCUAAAUUAUAGUUUGGGGAUGAAACUAUAUGUAACUGAGUCAUUGUAACACAGCUCCUUGGGUGUCCGCUCCUGAAAAGUUUGAGACCCCUUAAAAAAAAUAGCCCCAAUGUGUGAGCUCAGUAAGGCAUCUUUUGUUUUGUAAAAAUGUGGUAGGUGGGAGGUCAUGCUUUCACAGUGGUGCACAGUAUCUGUGCAUGAGCAAUGAUGACAGAGGUGCAUUCCAGAGCUGCGAUGUGGCAUAACAGACAGCAUCUCAGUACCAAGGAAAAGCUUAUCUGUGUGUGUGUGUGUGUGUGUGUGUGUGUGUGUGUGUGUGUGUGGGCAGGGGAGGUAAGCAAAGAAAGGUGCAUGGGAUGCAACAGGUGUAUUCCAAUUGACUUCCAAUUUAGUAGAGUGAUAUCCACUAAAGUAUAAUACCUAGGUGGCAAUGCUAGUGCUCUGGUAGCCACAUUGCCUAGAUGUCCAGCUUUGGUGGUUUCAGUGUACCUGUAUCCUGGUAUAAUUACCAGUGUUGUAGAAAUUGUGGACAUGUAUUUACUUGCAAAGAUUUUUGUGGUGGAAGUUGAAACUUCCUCUAUUUAUCAUAUUAUUCUCUAUUCUAUUUUCCUCUUGUGAAAAUCUUGCACCUUCUCAGGCUCAUCUGACACCAAAGCAUGACCCAGUCCUCUUGUCCUUUCUCUUCUGUAUAACACCUUGUUAGCUCCCUUCCUGUGCUAAGCAUCUCCACCUAAACAGCUUAAAACAAAACAUGGCAAUGGAGAACUCUGGAUCCCAUCACAUCUAGUGCUCAUUCCUGGUCAAAUUUUCUGACUAGGUAAAUCUAGAUUACCUAGUUUUUAAAAUAUGACUACAUAGAAGGUAGAAUAAAAGACUUAAAAGGCAGUUGGCCGUUAGUUAAUGUCAGUUUUGGGAGACAAUCUGUGCUCCCAAUAUGAUGAUGAGAAAGGGAGAGGUGAUCACAUGGGAGCAAAGGUUGUCUCCCAAAAAUUGACAUUAAGACGUUAAGACUUUUAUUCUACCACCUAUAUAAUCUUAUUUUUGAAACUCAGAUAGACCAUUUGACCAGGAAUGGGCAGUAGAUGUGGUAGGAUCCAAAGUUCUUGAUGAAGGGAAAAAGAUGCCUACAGUUUUUCUUCCUUCUAAACUUCACCCGCGCGUAUGCCGGAGCACCGGAGUCAGUUAUUGCUUUGCUUUGCUAUUAUUUUGCUCCAUUCCUAUCUGGAUCAGUUUCUAUUUUAUUUUUUAAGUCUCUUAAAACCCCCAGUGCUUUUUCUCUCUCUUCCGUGCAGGCCAGCUGGCUGAACUUUGAAAAGCUGGCUACCGUAGGUACAGUACGUGCCAAACACCAUCCUUUCCUUUCUCUCCAUCACCAGCAUUGAAAAAGAUGGGUCGCGCCCCCAGACCAAUGGGAAUGUACAGACUUGUUAUACUACUGAGCUGAUUUAAUUGUACAGAAAACCUUGCAUGAAAUGUUGUUACUGUAUUUAAUAUAGAAUGUACUCAAGGAAUUUUAAUAUGGAGCUUUUAAAAAACAAACAAACAUCUUUAUAGAUACUGUGUGAUUACAGGAAAAUCGUUCACCGAAAAAUCACUAUUUGCUUUCUUUGAGAAUUUUUCUUUGUCCAACAUGUUUUGUAUGUUUCAGUUUAUAGAGCUGAUUUAAUUGAGCUGAUUACACAAGCUGACUGAUUCCUUUUUAGAGACCAUUUUCAAUGUGGGUGGAACUUACCCUUGAGCAGAGGGUCAGUAGAUGAUCCAUACACCUCUUAAACUCUCUAAAGAGGGUUUAAGUGGGACUUAAGUGGUGUGUGGGCCAUCCAUGCUUCUGUACAGAGGUGAAUUCCACCUUGUUUUAUUACAAAGAUCCCCACCACUCCAUGGCUUUCUGAACAGCCUGGGAAAUAACUGGUGGGAAUUUAAUCAAAUAUUUAAGGGCCACACCAUUCAGCCCUCAUGCAACCAGAGCAACUCCAUUGCCUUUAGGAGAACUGUUUCUGCUUAUUCCAGGGUUGAGAUUGAUCCUCAACAUCCUGCCCACCCUAUUGGGGGAGGGGUGUCCAUGGAAUGUAGUGCAACCAGAGCUGCAGAGUACCUGGUCUGUAAGUUGUCCCUGUUGGUACAUGUUCAUAUCCAUCAGAGAUCCAUAUUGGAUUAUGGGGAGUCCCGGCCAGAUCUGCAGCUCUUGUGAAUCUCUGUUGCUCUACUGGAAUUACAUGGAUUUACACCAGCUGAAGAUCUGACUUGUGACUUUUUUGGUACCCAAAUGUGUGUAUUUUCUAAAGCUUUUGAUAUUAUUUUAAAAUCUGUAACAAAGAGGGUUUAAAAUAUUUACAAAACUUGUGUCUUGGGCAAGCAUGAGACAGGCAAAGAUAUGACGUCAGUAACUUUUAAGUCCUCUAUUAAAUUCCUUUUGGUCAUUUUGCUUUGCCUCAUCUGAUGCCAAGAAGGUGGGGACAAUUAUGUUAAGGCAUUGUGAUUGCACAUUGUGAGGAAGAGGCAGGGGAAAUAUUAGGUUUUAUUGGAUUGGUUUUAAUUUACGCCCAACACAGCUAAAAUGCACUAUGGUGGUUCACUGUGCCUGAUGUUGGAUUGAAAUUGUGAAAUUACAGGAUAUGAAAUUCAGCAGAUGGAGUGCAAUAACUCUCAGCCAUGUUCCAUGCCAAAGGCUUACUCUUCCCAGUAGCAGCAGGUUUUGUCUUAAAAUUCUGUUUGCCCUUUUCACUGUAAGCUUCUGGGUCAAAUCAGUGGAACCUGCACUAAGGACACCUUCAACAGGUAUUCACUCUACUAAGGGUGACCUAUUUUAAAGUAUCCCCAUUUUCUAGUAUGAUCCCUCAUUGAAGAACCGUGUCUCAUUUUUUCUUUUGUUGCUUGUCACGUGGCUGGCUGCUUUAAGACUGGUUUCCCGAUAGACAUUUUGUGGUUGUGGAGGGUUAUAGUUCAAAUAUUUUAAUGAAAUAGAAAAAUGUCCUUAGAUCAAAAUUAUUUUUCCUUUAUGCUUUAGUGAAGGGUCAGGAUAAAUCGCAUAGAAGUUGUUGUUUAUUAUUUGUAUGUCACCAGCAAUGUGCUGAUUGCUUUAACAUGCUGUAGUGUUCUUCUGCGAACCUGAAGAUGGUUAAAGACCUAAUCCCAUUGAUUUCAAUAUGGUUUGGAUCAGGUCUGAAUUGCAUCUUACUGAAACAUUUGAUUGUGUGCAAUAGAAUGGAGAUGUGCACUGGAGUGGCUUUAUUUUUUUUUUUUUCCUGAUUGCAUGUUGCAAAAGGAGGCCUGUGACGAAAAGCUGCCUAGUCUCACUUCUGUUGGAAACCAGGAUCUAGGAAUCACAAUCAUUGCCUUCUGGUGUAUUCAGAUUCUUUAUAAUAGUUUAGUCUCUUUCCAACAAUACUUCCAGCCAGCCUGGGCCAUUACAAUAGAUCCUCCUAAACAAAAGGAGCAAAUCAUUCAUCAUGCAUCACAGCCUGAGCACCAGAAAAGUAGCCUGUGUGGUUGUCCGUGAGCACUUUAAAUUAAUUUCUCAGGGGCCAUUCAACAUGUUGGAUCACACCUGUAAAAUAAACGUGGAAGGCAAGGAAGAGGCUCUCCUCUCUUGGGAGAGCACCAAGUGUGAGCAUUGGGCAAUGGCUAUGAAGUCCACAUUAUGCUGUUUGAGGACUUGAAUAUCUUUGUGGCCGAUGACUGGAUAAAUUCUCUCCUACCAAGAACUCUCCCAUGGAACAUCCAUCAUCUGGGAAGGGUGCAUUAUGUAUGUGAAAAGACUGCUGUUGCUUGAAACAGCAGGGUGUGUUGGGGGGUAGGGGGGGAGAGAUUACUAGUACCACAUCUGAAAUUUAUUUUCUCCCUUAAUUCCUCUAUUGGCCAAAAUAUGGCCAAAGUUCUUGAUUCUGAUUCCAUACAUUGUCUGUUUGAUUGGCAUGGUGCCUUUCACAAGAAUCUGGCACUGUCAUGAUGACAUUGUCUUAUUUACGUUUCUAACACUUGGCCAAUCCAAGACCAGGGUGGUACCAUAAGGUGUCCUAAUAGUUAGAAAUUGGAGGUUUGGCUUUUAUGGGAAGAAUUGGUGGGUAACUUUAAAGGGACCCUUAAUUCAUGCAACAAAUGUGGGGCUGGAGAAAAGGGUUUGUAAAUGGAGCUUUUGGGAAGCCCCAUCCUAUCUAGGUGCACAGUACAGUAGAUGGGUGGGGUGUGAAAAGCCAGAUCAACAGAAGGAUCCUGAGGUGGCAAGUUUCAGUUCCUGUUGUACACUUCACAUUUACUAUGCUGCUUAGAACUUAAAGCCCUGGUCCUGCCGACACUCCGGUUACGGAGCUCAAUCUAACCACCAUGGUAGUCAAUGGUUGUUGUUUCACUGACUUCAAUGAGCUUUGGGUCAGACUGAUGAGUCCAUCCCAUUAAAUUUUAACAGACAAAUGUUUGCAAGAUUAAGCCCUAGAUUUGUUUUUCGUAUCGUGGAAUAGCCACAGUCUUAAAUAGAAGAAUACUGCAUGAGAUUCCUGACUGAAAAAUUAAUGGGUGGAAGAGCUGCAGAAAAUCACAGGAUCGUCCCAUCCCACUAUUAAUACUUCACAUUCUGAACCACUGUAGACACAGACUAGGUAAGACCCACCAAACAAAUAUCCAAUGGGGAAACCUUUUAAGAAGUAUUCUCCAAGUGAGUUGCCUUGGGCUCUGGCCAUGGUCCUGAUUAAAGAAAAGAAGCUGAGCAUUGAUUGAAAUGCCUUACAAUGCAUACAAAGGGUCUGCACUGGGAUUUAAUAUCUUUAUGGACCAUUUGGCAAUUUAUCCAUCAUCCUUAGGAGUCUCCUCCCUUUUUUCUCCCACCCCCACUUCAUUUUCUUGGUUGAGCAUGUUCCUGGCAUGGAUGAAAAACACUUUAGACCUGCAUAAUGCUUCUCUAAAGAGUUGCAUACAUGCAACCUGUGUUUUCUCUAUGCUGUGAUAUGUAUUUUUAUAACAAUCUAGAUGUUUUCAAAGGUUUUAUCUUCACUUAUCCCCUCCUACCAUCAAUCUACCUGUCUCAGCAAUCCCCUACCCACUGAUUCCCAAGGUAUUUUUAAUACUCAGAUUUUCACUGCCACUUUCUCCCACCAGCUUUUGAUUAUCCUACCAACCCUCCAGUGCUACCUUGAAUUGCAUGUCAGCCUGUUCAUUCAGCUUAGCAAGAGAAGAGCAGUGGAGGUGGUUUUAUGCUGCCAAAAUAAAGACCUCUAGACCCCAUGAGGCUGGUAACAAUGGUUUCUGCUGGGCAUAGAUUGGGAUGAUCCUGGGUUUAGGGUAUGCAGGAACAAAAUUAGUAAAAAGACAGAUAUGGGGGAGAUACAAGUGUCCCUUGCAUCCUCUCCUUUUGGUGCCAUUCAGCUUUUGGUAAUGCAAGAAUGGAAAACUAAAUGAGUCUAGAAUAGAUCUCUGUGCUCUGUAUAUACAAGAGCCUAGACAGGUAGGUGUACCCUACCUUAGGGAUAUCUGUAUAGCAGACUCAUGCCCAUGCUAUGUGGAGUCUGUGCUGUGUUUUGUCAGUGUACUCAAGACCAUGAAGAGAGAAAACACUGACUUGUUUACAGGUGUCAUUAGUGUCAUGGCUUGAAUCUCUGAACGUAGCAAUUUGCUACGAUGCCUGAGCAGCCGAAUCUAGAAACCUUGUUGAGUUUGCACUUCCUAGUGAAAGAUAAAUUGUUACAUCUUUUUAAAAGAGUUGUGUGGGGGUAGAAUUGAAACAAACAAGGUUUCCUAUUUUAUUAUGAGAGAUAUUUUUCCACUAAAUUACUGAUUCCUAAAUGGUGUACUUUGUCUGAUGUAAAUAGCCAGGUGUAUCGUGAAGACUUAAGAAGGGUCAUUGUAGUCACAUAUGUAUGAUCCACUCUGUUCGCACAAUAUUGAGCUGAUUUGUUUUAUACUUACAAAAUUA
This is a messenger RNA of Terrapene triunguis (Three-toed box turtle), 9206 nucleotides long. It is a transcript of the gene ATP2A3, whose product is annotated as ATPase sarcoplasmic/endoplasmic reticulum Ca2+ transporting 3. Lineage: Eukaryota; Metazoa; Chordata; Testudines; Emydidae. The record is from RefSeq and is a predicted model, not a curated record. The transcript is spliced from 22 exons. Gene Ontology annotation, cellular component: membrane. Gene Ontology annotation, biological process: calcium ion transmembrane transport; intracellular calcium ion homeostasis. Gene Ontology annotation, molecular function: P-type calcium transporter activity; ATP binding; ATP hydrolysis activity. Bases 1 to 3147 code for a protein of 1048 amino acids.